AAAGUGAAUGCUGUCUGUGUUACAGGAAGUGAGAAGCACAAACUGCAGGUGGUUCCCCAGGAAGAACAUGAUGAUCCAAUUCUUCAAGACUUGGCAUCGAUUGUGGAGAAAGUCACUGGUGUACCCCUUGCAUCACAGAGACUCAUUUACAAAGGAAAAUCCCUUAAGGAGAUGGAACAGACUUUAUCAGCCCUAGGGGUACAAAAUGGUUGUAAAAUAAUGCUGAUUGGGAAGAAGAACUGCCCAGAAGAGGAGUCAGAAUUAAAGAAACUAAAAGAUUUGGAAAAAUCAGUUGAACAAAUAGCAAGUAAAUUGGAAGAUGUUAACAAAGAGCUCUCAGGAAUUCAGAAGGGGUUUCUUAGUAAGAAUCUUCAAGCAGAAGCACUUGGUAAACUUGAUAAAAGAAUAAAGACAUCUGUUGAACAAUUUAUGAAGGUACUGGAACAGGUUGAUUCUAUGGCAAUGCCAGAAAAUUUUAAUGACUGUAGAAUGAAGAGGAAGGCAUUAGUGAAAAAAGUGCAGGGACUCUUGGCUCAGUGUGACACAAUGGAAGGAAACAUCAGUCAAGAAAUUGACAAGCUGCACUCUAAGAAUUUGGCUCUGGCAAAGUAG
Staurois parvus is the source of this 612-nucleotide messenger RNA. NCBI's taxonomy places the organism in Eukaryota, Metazoa, Chordata, Amphibia, Anura, Ranidae. The record is from the annotation of a GenBank genome assembly.